CGUGGCUUCGCCGCCAUGGCUGCUGCAGCGGCUGCCAGCGGGGCAGGCGAGAAGCGAAAGCGGCCGAACGGCGGCGAUGGCGAUGAGGAUGAGUGCGGCCAUCUGCGUGCGAGCAUGGAGCAGGCGCAGCUGGUGAUGGAGAAGCUGCGCGAGAUUGAGAAUGGCCUCAUCCAGCGAGAGCGGGCCAUCGGCGGCACGGCAGAUACCAGCGAGCCAUCCGUAAGAGGGCCAGACGCGGAACGCAGGGAAGCCCUGAAAUGCGGUUUUGUGCGUUCCUCUGCGUGUGUGUGUGUGUGUGUUGUCGUCAGGCCGAGCGGAUGCGUGACAUGUUGGCGUUCAAUGUGGCCGGGGACACGACCGUCAAGGUGCGGCGUUCCACUCUGUGCGCCGUCAAGGGGACCGUCAUUGCACUGCUGUUCUCGGGCCGCUUCGAUGAUGCCUUCGUUCGUGACAAGGACGAGCGCAUCUUCCUUCAGAUGUUUCCUGAUGCCUGGAAGUGGUAGACAGAUGUCAUGACUGUGGAUGGCCAUGUGUGGAUCUCACACUGCCCCUCUGUGUGUGUGUGCUCCGUUGUCAAGUUGGUUGGGAAGCUCAACACAUAUGUGGGGGUGCAGACCAUCGACACCAUCGUCAUACCGCCCUCCAGACAGAACGAUACGCCAUUCAAGUGAGUGGGCCACACCAACUGACACACGCCAGGCUGCCUGUUUGUGUUGCCGUGGAUCCCAUGGUGUGGUGUGGUGUGUUUGGUCUCGUUCAGGUACUGGGUUGAGUUGCUCAUGUCGGACCCCGGCUACAAGCGGCGCGCGAACCGUGUGCAGAUCCCACCCCUCACUCAAGACCACCAGCAGCAGGGGGAGGGAGGGCAGGAGCAGCAGGAGAGCGACGCUGAGGCCCUCUCUGUGGAGCUGCCCAGUAUGAUCAGGAGGGCCAAGGAUGCCAGGGACGCCCAGAUGGAGCGCCUCGAGGCCAUCAAACCCCUGCUCAAGACGGGCGAUAGCGAGGAGGAUUCGGUAAGCCGACGAUACACUGGGAGAAAGGUGGGAGAAGGGAUCGUCACUCAUGUGUGCUGUCCUUGCUGUGCCCUUCGAGGUCAGUUGGUGUCGAUUGAGGUGUCGGGUGCCACGGUGACGGUGACCAAGGGUGUGGCCACAUCGCUGGGCGCCGACUCGACAUUCGCGAACAUGUUCACCAAGUGAGCCGCACUCACACAGACAUGCAUCCAUCGCAUGCCAUUCCAUUCUGUAUGUCAGGUAUGAUCCCGAUAGUCAUGAGGAAGAUCCCGAGUACGUGCGGCGCAUAGUAGACGUGGUGGCGAGAUCGCACAUGAUGAAGCAGACGGCCGUCAAGGCGGCUGAUGUGCGCGGGGCGGUGGGCGAGACCGACCUCAAAGGAUUCCGACACGCACUCACCAUGUAAAAGCGGCGAGAACACACAGAGCUGCUCACCACACAGUGCUCCGACGGCUGUUCUCUGUCUGUCUGUCUGUCUGUGUGUUGGUUUGUGUCAGGUACGGUUUGGAUAGCGAUCGCUAUUUGGGCCCCGCUGACGGCCUGCUGACCACCGACCACCUGCACAAGAUGCCCCAGUGGUGUGAGGGUCGGAACUACCCUGAGGCCCCCAGCAUCCCGUCGUGUGUGGGCGAGCCGGUCGUCCGCAUAUACAAGUGGGAAGGGCAGCCGACAGAUGUGAGCAUGACGGCACUCUCCCACCAUGCCUCUGUGUCCUGAUGUGUGUGUGUGUCGUGGCAGGGCGACUGUGGAUGGUUGGAGGUGGUUGGAUUUCUCCGAUGCCGUCAAGGGCCACUCCCCCCUGCUGAUCAUCUUCCGUGUGGCCGACAGCAAUGAGCUCUUCGCCAUCAUCAUCGAGGGGCCCGUCGAGGUCACCGGGACGGCCGAGAGCACCCCCGACACGAAAUCCUUCGCCUUCAAGCUGCGUGGGACAGACAGCCACCCAUAUGUGGGCUACAUCGGCUGGGGAAGCAAGAUGGACAUCGCGGGCACACAGGUGGGUGCCCAUCUGAAUGAGCCGGGCAGUCAUGGUAAUGGUCUCCUGUUCAUCCAUGUGUGCAGGAGAGAGCCGCCCCCCUCAUCGAUUUCUCUUCGCCCGACUCUGAUGUGAGGGCCGUCCUCGGUGUCGCAGGCUUCAGCUUUGGCGUCCGUCCGGCCGCCCAGCAGAUCCAGAUUGGCGCCCCAACAGCAGCCAGCGACGGGGAGCUCAAGCGCUGCCAGGGAUUCAUGCUGCAAGCAGAUCAGCCCGACGAGUGGCGGCAGUGGCAGCGGCCGGGCGUGAGGCCGAGCGACCACGGCUGGGGUGGUGACGUAGUGUUCCUGCCUGUGUCUGUGAAGGGGUUUCACUUUGAGAUUGAUGAGUUCGAGGCAUACAAGCUGGCGUGAGCAAGGGAGGGAGGGGGGAGAGGGGUACAGUAGACGGGCGUGUGGUGUGUGCGUGUAUUCGUGACGAACAUGUGCGUGGCUUUCCAUCUAGUUGUUGUACAGUUGACAAUCGCUGCGCAUCGCCUCCAUCCAGCAGGUGGAGGUGACUGCUGUGUGCCGGACGGGCAUUGACUUGACCGAUUAGCAUGCCACGCAGCGUACCGUCCACACACACUCACUCUCACUAUUAUGUACACCGAUGGUCUCACUGACUGACUUGACAGAGAGGCACGACCUUGCAGCGAUCAGCUACAGCCUGCAUGCAUGACACUUGAAUGAAUGAAUGAAUGAAUGAAUGAAUGGAUCCG
This is a messenger RNA of Vitrella brassicaformis, 2743 nucleotides long. NCBI's taxonomy places the organism in Eukaryota, Vitrellaceae. The record is from the annotation of a GenBank genome assembly.